AUGUUCCUUCGAAGGAGAAUCCUGCUGACCGCAUUUCCCGCGGUGUUUCCCCGUCCCAGAUUAUCGAUGAUUCAUUAUGGUGGCAUGGGCCACAAUUUCUCGUACAGCCCGUCGAAGAUUGGCCUAGAAACGUGGUUAACCUCUCUCAACUCAACGGAUGGUCGGAAAACUGGUCCUUUGCAGCCUGGUGAGAUAGAUCACGCUCUCAAAUCGCUUAUUCGCUCCGUCCAAGCAACGGAAUUUUCGGAAGAGUUGAACCAUCUAACAGCAAACCCUCAACGUAAGCUAACAAGAAAGGACAGGAAGCUACAAUCGUCGCUCAAGUCUCUCAAUCCGUUUUUAGACGAUUUUGGAUUACUACGUAGUAGUAAUCCAAAAGUAGGUGGUCGCUUGGCCAAACUGUCAGCCGCUUUCGACACUCGAGCACCAAUUCUGCUUCCUGCUUGUCAUCAUCUGACCGUGUUGAUCGCACGCUCUAUCCACAUCAGAACGCUGCACGGAGGACCAACUCUGCUUCUAUCGACCAUAAGACAACGGUUUUGGCCACUUCGAGGGCGAGAUCUUGCGCGAAAAGUAUUUCGCCAGUGCGUCAUGUGCUUCCGGUGUUCCCCGAAACAAACUGAACAGUUAAUGGCACAUUUGCCUUCAGUACGAAUAACUCCCGCGCGCGUCUUUUUGAAUAGUGGCAUGGACUAUUGUGGGCCAUUCAGUGUUCGUCCGUUGGUUGGGAGAGGAGCGAACGUGAAAACAUACGUCGCCGUCUUCGUAUGUAUGGUGGUGAAAGCGGUACACCUCGAAGUGGUGAACGAUCUAACAUCCAUCGCGUGUGUAAAUGCAAUAAAAAGAUUUGUUGCGCGUCGCGGUCGGGUCGUGAAUCUCUACUGCGACAAUUCGACGGCCUUCGUCGGCGCAGAUCGGGAGUUGAAACAGCUGCGUCGUCAAUUCCUUCAGCAAUUCUCUACGGAAAGCUGGAACGGAUACUGCCUGGAAAGCGGUGUCAACUUUCACUUCAUUCCGCCUAGAUCCCCUCACCAUGGAGGCCUGUGGGAGGCUGGGGUGAAAUCCUUUAAAUUUCACCUUCGAAGAAUAUUGGGAAGCCGAUCCUUCACGUUGGAAGAGCUCACUACAGCGGUUGCUCAAAUCGAGAGUGUCUUGAAUUCUAGACCGUUGUCACCGAUGUCCAGCCACCCGAAAGAUCUGAGCAGUCUCACUCCGGGUCACUUCCUAGUCGGAGAACCUUUGUACUCUAUCCCUGAACCCGAUUACACCGAGCAACCCAUCAGCCGACUCAAACGCUUCCAGGAAAUGAAACGCAGCGUCCAGGACUUUUGGAAACGCUGGUCUCGUGAUUAUGUUAGUGAACUACACCAACGCUCCAAGUGGCAACGCGUUCGAGACGAAAUGAAGAUAGGAUCUCUUGUCCUAUUGAAGCAAGAGAAUCUUCCGCCAUUGGAGUGGAAUUUGGGUCGUGUAGUUGCCAUCGCUCCAGGUAAAGAUGGACACGUACGUGUGAUUGAAGUCCGUACCGCCAAGGGUCUCUACAAGCGAGCUGUCACCGAAGUCUACCUGCUCCCCAUUGAAGAACCAGUUGCAAACGUAGAAGAUGACCCCAGAACGUUGACCACUAUGUCGUAG
Molecule: messenger RNA, 1635 nt
Organism: Toxorhynchites rutilus septentrionalis
Lineage: Eukaryota; Metazoa; Arthropoda; Insecta; Diptera; Culicidae
Exons: 2
Coding region: 1-1635 (544 amino acids)
Biological process (GO): DNA integration
Molecular function (GO): nucleic acid binding
Source: RefSeq, a predicted model, not a curated record